AGGCGGCGCUGCCCCAGCGGUCGUCAGAUCUUGCGCCUCCCCAGCCGUAUGAGGAGAUGGUCUGGAAGCAGGAUAUUGACUCGCUAAUUCGCUCGGAAUAAAUGGACAUUGCAACCCUUGUCCAACUGAUGGCAUUUAAGCAUCCGGAUUGUCGCGUCCUGGACGUCGGCGGACAGAAUAGUCAGGUUUUGCUGGGCUUGAUGCCAAAUCUUCAGCUCACGGCCACAGGGACAACGGCCGAGGAUGUUAAGGAACUGCAGAAGGCCCUCAUGGAGCACCCACAGGUACAGAAAAGGCAGCUGCUACUAUGUGAGGACCUGGAGCCACAGGCUUUGAAGCCAGCAUGCUACGAUUUUGUCAUUAGCCAUGAGGUGCAGAAUAGAGAUGAGCUGAGACGACUGCGCACGUUACUUGUGACCGGCGGUCGUCUUGCGCUCCCUGCUUCAUCUAGUUUCGACGAUGACGCGUACAAUGCUGCCAAUCUAACAGUUACUUCUCUGGAUGCUGGCAAGUACAUUGUGGGGACUGCCUUCGAAACCGACAACCAGGGUCUUAGUGAUGGAAGCGAGAGCCGCAAUAUUCGAAUCGUCCACGGCCAGCGCCAACCAUCGAUCCUUCAACCGGUUGUCGCCUCUCUGAAAAAGCGCGCGUUUGUAACGGCAGUCUCGAGCCUACAGGAUUCGAUUGAUCCUGGUGAGCACAUUAUCAUGAUAGCCGAGUACGAGGAGCCUCUCCUCUCUGCUAUCAGCGAGACGGAUUAUAUCCGGCUACAGGACCUCCUCGCCAAAACGGGCUCUCUUCUAUGGGUGACUGCAGGUUCGCUCGCUGCCGGGAAAAAGCCCGAGUUCGCAAUGGCAGCCGGACUCCUCCGAGCGAUGAAGUCGGAGCAGGCCUCGCUGAACGUCACAGCCAUCGACUUCGACCCGGACACGACUCCCCUUGAGACGAUCACCGCGGUUAUCGCACUCAGGGCUGAACAGCAGGUCCAGCGAAAAAUCAUCCCUGGAACCGGAGUAUUGGGUCUCUGGGCCGAAUACACUGAUCAGCCGACUGCAGCCGCACCGUGAGUUGAACCUUGCAUACGCCGUGGAAGAGAGCAAGACCAUCCCAAGGCCGUUUAGGGGGCAGGAGCCUAUUGUUGGGCAUUUGCGGUCUGGAAAGGUGGCCUUAUGCAAGAUUCUAGGGUUGAGCAAUCUUUGCGUCCCACGGAAGUCGAGGUCAGGGUGGAACUCACGGGCUUGAACAGGGAAGAUGUGAUGGUCAUUACUGGGGUGGACUACCCUUCUGCAUUCAGCCGUGAGAUCGGCGGUGCCAUUUCCCGCAUUGGAAAUGCCGUGCAGAAUGUAUCAAUUGGAGAUGUCGUUAUAGGCUUCAGCUUCGACAGAUUCG
Messenger RNA from Aspergillus campestris IBT 28561, 1389 nucleotides. RefSeq lists its product as uncharacterized. The transcript has a single exon. The record is from RefSeq and is a predicted model, not a curated record. The coding region runs from base 102 to 1067 and encodes 321 amino acids. Lineage: Eukaryota; Fungi; Ascomycota; Eurotiomycetes; Eurotiales; Aspergillaceae.